UGAAAAAACAGCCUCCUUGUGGAAGGCGGUACUGCAUAGUGUAAAGAACUUAGGCCUCAGCAAUCUCAGAGCUGGGUUGGAAUUCAGCCUAGUGCUUUGUAACUGAGACCGUGAUUGAGCAAGUUAAGAAGUGGUGGAGUCAGGCUGACAUCCGUGAAGUGGAGAUGGUGCCCAUCCUAUAGGAUUGCAGUGAGGCUUAGUGUUAAUGAAUGUAAAGCUUGCAGAAAAGCACAAUGGAAUUGAACGUAUCCCAAUGAUGCCACGUUCUUUUCCCUUUCAGGAUGAUAUCCCAGGUCCUGGGUUCUACAACGUCAUUCACCAAUCUCCAGUGUCCAACAGCGUCUCAUUGUCUACGAAAGGAACAUGCACUUUUCCUUCUAUGCGUGCCCGAUGGGACACCAUCAUUCCUAAAUAUCCUGCAGCGAAUGCAUAUUCUAUCCCAUCAUAUAUUUUUUCAAAGAAAGACUUCAGUAAUUCCUGUUCCAGCAUGUUCCAGUUGCCAAGCUUUGCCAAAGCUCUCAAAUUUGAAACUCCUGCACCAAACCAUUACAAUGCCUCUAUCUCUUGCUGCAAGCUGAAAAACAACGUCUGUGCCCGAGCCGGGUUUAUGUCAAAAACCCAAAGAGGAAUUUUCACUAUUACUGAAACAGGACCUGCUCCAGGGCAUUAUAAUGUCAACGAAUCCCUUGUGAAGCAGUCACCAAAGAUAUUAAUGUCUUGUUUUAAAUCAAAAACUGGCCGCGGAUUAAAACUGAUGUCAACAGGCCCAGGACCCGGUUCUUACAACCCUAAUGACCACACCAAAGUUCCUAAGAAGUCUCUUAUCCCGAAAAACCCCAUCCUGAACUUCUCUGCCCAGCCUUUGCCUCUCCCGCCAAAGCCGCCUUUCCCAGGCCCUGGUCAGUAUGACAUCGUGGACUACACAGGGCCCCCCAAGCAUUUCAUCUCAAGUGCGUCGUUUGUGUCCAACACCAGCAGAUGGACAGCGGAUCCGUCCCAGCCGGGACUACCCGGUCCAGCCACGUACAAGCCAGAAUUCCCAGGAAAGCAGUCCUUCCUCUACAACGAGGACAACAAGUGGAUCCCGGUGUUGUAGUGACGUCACAUGAGCUCAGGGAGAACCCUGGCUCCAGCCUACCCCACCCAGCUUCCCCAUGACAUUCAUAAAGAGAAUCUGUAUUU
Molecule: messenger RNA, 1182 nt
Organism: Loxodonta africana (African savanna elephant)
Lineage: Eukaryota; Metazoa; Chordata; Mammalia; Proboscidea; Elephantidae
Gene: STPG1
Product: sperm tail PG-rich repeat containing 1
Exons: 6
Coding region: 206-1096 (296 amino acids)
Biological process (GO): positive regulation of mitochondrial membrane permeability involved in apoptotic process; epigenetic programing of male pronucleus
Cellular component (GO): female pronucleus; male pronucleus; germinal vesicle
Molecular function (GO): chromatin binding; histone binding
Source: RefSeq, a predicted model, not a curated record